AUGAACAACUUUGUUUACGUUAACAAGUGUCAAACGAUCUAAACUAUGGCCAGAACAUUAAAUCUUUAUCGACCAAAUGCGAACAUUAUAUAUGAAUCGACUUAUUUAUAUGAAUGGACUGUAAGAUGAAACAUAUUAUCACAGUGCUAUUGAUUAUAGUUUUAAAUAUUUACCAAGAUUCUAAAACUUUCUGAAGUUUAUCGUGAAAUAAUUUGUCGUGAAAACAGCAACGUGGUGUCUGUCGAUGGAUGAUCAAUAACGUUACCAGUGAAUCUUUUAUCGUUUACAGCCUCUUUUCUACCUGAGAUCAUUUUCUGCAGCAUCCUCUAUUGGAGAGAUUAAUCCCUGUUGGGAAUAGUUUAUUAUUUAAGCUCUUUAUGUUGUAGUUGUUUCUGCAGACGAAUACAGUACUGACAAAAAGUUUUGUAAAGUGACUUAAGGAUAGAGGAAAUAGAUACACUAUUGUAUUGUUCAUACAGAUUGAAUACUGAUAACAAUACCAUGCAUUAGACAGUAGGCAGCAGUAUCAACAAUACCAUGCAUUAGACAGUAGGCAGCAGUAUCUUGACUUGAUUAGUGACUCAGAAAAUUAUUCAGGAUAUUGACUAUUAUCCCAGGAAUAGUGUAAUGGGAAACAAAUAAUGAUAAAUACAAAACAUCAAGUUAAUUUAAUGUUUACAUGGAAAUGUCUAUUGUUUGUAAAAUAUAUUCACUUAUGAAUAGAACAUUCAGAAUUUUUAUGGGUGUUAAUAGAGUUUUCUGAUGGAUAAUUUUGGAGAGAACACUUUCUCUGAUUCGGAACCACUUAUGGAUGAGCGGUCAGGAAUAAGAAACACCACCCAGCAGUUUUUGCGGUCUUUUUCUAUCCUCAGUGAUGACUCUGACUUUGAUGAGCUGGACGACAUUGACACGCCAGAUUUCGUGGAUGGAAGUGGUGAUGUUGAGCCAACAGUUCAACACACAUCUACCGCAGGGGUCCGGGUGGAAUUUGGGAAGGGGGAUCAACAAGAAGGAAAACUUAUUCCAUUUAGUAGCAUCCAUCGGCCAGCGAAGGGUUUCCAGAAUGUGAGGCCGGAUUGUUGGAUGAAGGAGCCAAUACAUGUGCGCAUCCCGAAGUUUGAGCGGGAAGACCAUCCCCACAUGACCAGAAAGGCUUUCAAUCCCAAUCUGUACACUAUCGAGGUUCGUCAUGGCGAUUACGUGUGGACAUUCAAGAGGCGUUACAAGCAUUUCGACAGCCUGCAUAAGUCCCUGCGUUUGUUCCGCGCUCGCUGCAGUCUUCCGGUACCAACAAAACAGCAUCGGGAACAGAGGCAGAGUUUUCGCGAAGAACGCAAGGAAAGGAAAAUCAAGAAGAAGCAAAAAAAGGUUGUGGUUGGCCGCUUCCCCAAGAAGCCAGAGAUCAUGGUUCGUGAAGAACAGCUGGAAAAGAGACGAAGGCACCUGGAGGCGUAUCUACAGAGUGUGGUCGAGUCCAAGUGGUACAGGAACCAUACUGAAGUGCUGAAGUUUCUGGAAGUGAGUGAGCUGUCGUUUGUGAACCGUCUGGGGCAGAAGUGGAAGGAGGCAGACAUCAACAAGUGCUCUGGUGGACGGCGCAUCUCCAUUGGCUGCUGUGGAUGCCUUAAGAAGUACCAUGUGGCUGGACGAUGGAGCAAGAGAUGGCUUGUCCUGAAGGACACAUUUAUUGCAUACAUUCGCCCACGGGACGGGUGUGUCUGUGAUGUCAUGCUGAUGGACUCCGGCUUCAAGGUGCAUUCUGGGAUGGGGGCCACAGGGGCACCGCAUGGUCUUCUUGUACAGAACAUGUCCAGGCAUCUGCUUGCAAAGUCCUGGACAAGUCGGAAGGCUGAUGAGUGGGAAGAGAGUAUCAAGAAUGCGGCGGACACAACGGGGCAGGAGUUUAUACAGAACGACAUUCGAUAUGGCUCAUACGCUCCAGUGAGGGAAAACUCCUAUGCUAGAUGGUUUGUGGAUGGGGCCUCAUACUUUGAAGCUGUAGCAGAGGCUUUGGAGAAGGCUAAGGAAGAAAUCUUCAUCACAGAUUGGUGGUUGAGUCCAGAGAUUUACCUGAAGCGGUUUGUUACUGAUAGGGAGAAGUGGCGUCUGGAUGAGGUCCUCGCCAGGAGAGCGAAAGACGGUGUGAAGGUGUUUGUGAUUCUAUACAAGGAGAUGGAGACUGCCCUCACCAUUAACAGUCACUACAGCAAACAUGCGCUCAUGAACAGACACCCAAACAUCAAGGUGAUUCGGCACCCAGACCAUGUAGCAACAAGCAAUCGUGUGUUACUGUGGGCUCACCAUGAGAAGGUGGUCGUUAUUGACCAGAAAACCGCCUUCCUUGGAGGAUUUGACCUGUGCUACGGUCGCUGGGAUGAUGACCAACACAGGAUGACAGAUCUUGGGUCUGUUAGCUUUACUCCAUUGUCAAAACCAACCCCAGCAGAUAUUGGAUUUCCACAGAAUGGAUCUGCCCCCAGACACAGGACGAUCAGGCAUCUCCCCCGCCAACCAUCCACUAUAGCCGAGUCUCCAGAAUCAAACAUGGCCGACAGUGGUAUAUAUGAUGAAGCAGGGAACCAGAUUAAGGAAAGUAUUGGUGAUAGUUUCCAGUCAAAUAACAAUUCCCAAGAGGAAAAAGCUGUUGGAAAUACAAAGAGAUUAAGUAAUGGUCAAGCAGGAAAGUGUGCAAGUGCAGAAGAUUUAAGUGUGACAAAAAAUGUUCCAUAUUCUAGCAAUCGUUACUCUUCUUGCUCUGAACGGGAGUACGGCUCUGCUGAUGUGUUGACAGAUAAUGACAGUCUGGAGACUGUGGACAAGAUUGGGUAUCACAACAUUGUGGCUGAGGUCACUGUGCACAGUCAUGGGGCUCAGGAUACAGGAGAGGUAGCCGACCAUAGUCAUGUUGAUCAGGACAUAAGAGAGGGAGCCGGCCACAGUCAAGACACAGGGAAUACACCUCACUCACCAGUGUGUAAUGUGAUUAAUUCGGAUGGUGAUGAUGAAAUAUCUGAUAACAAUAGUCUUCCAUUUAUAGAUGAUGGUGCUGUCAAUGUAGAACGUGGUGUGAUAAAGCUUGAAAAAGAACACAGUGAUGAUAGGAAGUCAGUUGAUGUAGAUGAAAUACAGAUCAGUGAAGAUAUGCCUGAUAGCUUCAGGGAACAUUCUACUGACUUGGAGAAGAUUGAAGAACAAAUCAUUUCUUGUGAUAAUGUAAAUAAUGAUAAAAUCUCAAGUGAUACAAAUGGUAUUCAAAAGAGGAAAGCAGAAGUCUGUAACCAGGAAGAAGUAAAAGCUGUUCAUGUUGAUGAAGUCAGUGCUGAAAUGCCAUCAGAUCUUCAAGCCUCUUUUACCGAUCAGAAUAAGAACCAGACGAAGGCUUCGGUUCGCUUCCGUGAAGGCGGUACAGGGGAGAUAGAGGAGGAGCAUAUAGCUCCUGUCACGGCUGGGAAACUUCAUGCAACCCCCAGUAGAAAGGAUGCUGCCUCCCGCAGGGAAACCUGGGCCUCCCGGAAACUCAGAAAAACAUUUAAAUUGAAGGAUAAGAAUGAGGAUGAGGACCAGCCUGAUGGGAAAGACAAGAGUGAGAAGUCUGACUCAGAUGAUGAGAGUUCAGGACACAAGUUCCGUAACAAGUGGCGUAUGGUUCUCAACAUCAAGAAGCUGGAGCACGGAGGCAAGCGCCCGGAGGACGAGGAGUCCAUCCCGCCUGGUGUACAGUCCCCACAUCAGUCUCUGUCAGCCAGGAUUGUGAGCAAAAUACCAUUUCGUGCAUCAAGGCAGGACAGUGAUGAUGACUUCCAGCAUUUCCUGUAUCCAUGGAAACGACUGUUUCGCCGUGAUGAUUCAGCAGUGAUGGUUAAGUCAGUGAUGAAAACCUCAGUGGCUGAUGACUACGAGGGCCUUGAAGGCUCGUCAAAGUUGUGGAUUGGGAAAGACUACAUAAACUUCAUCCACAAAGAUCCUGUUGAUGUCCAUAAUCCUUUUGAAGAUUUCAUUGAGCGUGACAAGACGCCUCGCAUGCCAUGGCACGAUGUUGGGGGCGUGGUGUACGGCAAGGCUGCCCGAGAUGUUGCGAGACAUUUUAUCCUCCGUUGGAACUUCUGCAAGACUGAGAAGUUCAAGUCGAAUAAAGAGUUCCCAAUCUUGAUGCCCAAGACAUAUGCCAAGUGUGAGGUGUCCCCGGCCAUCAAGGAUAUCACCUACAGCUGUACCACCCAAAUUCUUCGUAGCGUUUGUGGCUGGUCGGCGGGCAUUAACCGAACUGAGCAGUCCAUACACCAAGCAUACCUGGACUGCAUCAAGCGGGCAAAACACUACAUUUACAUCGAGAACCAGUUUUUUAUCAGCCAGAUAGGGGACCACUCGAUGGUCCGGAACGAGAUCAGUGAGGCACUCCUAGAAAGAAUAGUUCGCGCCCACAAGCUGCAGGAGAUGUUCCGUGUGUAUGUGGUGCUCCCUCUGCUGCCGGCGUUCGAGGGUGAGAUCGGAGCAACGGGUGGCUACUCUAUCCAGGCUGUCCUACACUGGAACUACAUGUCAAUCUCCAAGGGUGAUAACUCACUCUGGCAGCAGCUCGCAAAACGAGUUGAUGAUCCCAAAAAGUACAUUCUCUUUUGUGGUCUACGAAGUCAUGAUGAGCUUAAAGGCAAAUUGGUUACAGAGCUGGUAUAUGUGCAUAGUAAAUUGAUGAUCGUGGACGACGACACCGUCAUCAUCGGAUCGGCCAACAUUAAUGACCGCAGCAUGAUUGGGUCACGUGACAGUGAGAUCGCUGUCGUGGUGGAAGACACGGACAAAUUUCCUGUCAAAUUGAAUGGCAAGGACCACAUGGCAGGAAAGUUUGCCACAUCACUACGGAGGACGCUCUUCCGCGAGCAUCUGGGGAUCAAGGAGGAUGACUUUCAUAUAGAUCUCAGCGACCCUGUAUGUGAUAAGUUUUACAAGAACGUCUGGUUGACCCAGGCCUCUAUCAACACAACCAUUUACCACAAGGUGUUCAAGUGUAUCCCGGACGACCGGAUCAAGUCUUUCAGUCAGAUUAAAGAAAUGGCAGCAACCCCGUCCCUCGCAGAGACCGACAAGGAGGCUGCCCGGCAGGAGCUAAAGAAGGUGAAAGGUCGUAUUGUGUUCUUGCCCCUGUACUUCCUGGAGAAUGAGGUAUCCUUAAUGGCCAGCGGGGCACAGCGAGAGGCAGUUAUGCCUACCAAACUGUGGACAUAGACGCAUGAAGGAGGCCAUCAUGCCAGUUACAUUUUGGGAGACUGUCAUGUCCACCAAACUGUGGUCAUAGUAAAAUAGAGGAGGCCAUCAUGCUAGUUACAUUGGGGAGGCUGUCAUGCCCACCAAACUGUGGACAUCUUUAUACCCAUGAACCUGAGCAUGUCCAACCAGCUGUGGAUAUAGUCAUGUAAGCAUAGCCAAACUGAGGAUGUCAAUUGUUCUGAUAUCCGUGUCGUAGAGAGAGGCCUGUUUAUUUUGUCAAACACUAUUAUUUUACAUAGAGGGAUUUAACUCCAUGUACAGGUCAAAGUUGUGGACAGACCAAGCUCUGAGUCUGGGAGUGCAUCCUUCAUAUUCCACAGAGAUGGUCAGUCCAUCAGUAGUCACAAACACAUUCUGGUUCCACUCUUCAGCUCAAUACCCAGAGGGCACAAAGGGACCAGGGAACCGACUUGACAAUGGAAGUAGUUCUGGGCUGCAAACCACUGUGUUCUUUAGUGUGUGUGUGUAAUUAUCACUUGUAAAGUGUCUCUUUAUAAUAUGUGCUUUAUUUAAGUUAAAAGAUAAAGGUAGUUGUAGUCGGGCUAUUUCGCUUUCAGCCUGAUCUUUAUUACCAUUUCUGAAUGUUUUUGAUGGAGUGCUCACUGUUUAAUCUCAACUAUUCCAAAAUACAUCAAGAAGAUGUUCAUUACUAUUUGCUCAAUAUCUGUACCUGCUUCUAUAGUACUGGAAGCAGAGUCAAAUACAUUAGUAUUAUAUGUAUUCUUCUGUAUUUCACAAGAUAGUGAUACUACACAUAUUACUGUGAAAAUCAUUUAUCAGUUUCUAAGGUGAUUUUAGUGUACUAAUGUGCAUGUGAUUCCAAUUGAAUGAUGUAUAUUUGAUAAGUUGUUGAUGCUUGAACAAUGGUGAAAUACAACAACUAUAAAGUAUCAAUAUUAAAUAUUAGACAUGAAUAUAACAUGUUAUAAUGACCUGUUUCCAAGUUUUUCAUCAAGUAUUUUAUUACUUGGCAUUUUUUUCUUUGAGUGAGAAAAUUGAUCAUCAUAAUCUCUUAGAUAAAAUUGUCACAAUGUUAUUAGAAUUGUCUGUUUAAGUGUAGAUUAUAACUAGGAAGUUGUCAAUUUUCAAAAAAAGAAAGGGUAAAGUUCUGUGUGUAAUACAAGUAGAUAAACUGUUAUACGUUAGUAAUGAAACUCAAUUACAAGUGCCAAAUUACUGACUGUCCUGUAUUCCAGUAUGUGUAUGCGUUCAGAAUGUCUGUGUAUAGAGUUUCUCUAUUUGUUAAUUGUUGUGGAAACAAUCUUAUUUUUAUAUACAUAUUUUUACAAUUACAUGUAAAUGAAAACAUUCCUUAAGAAAUCAUAUCUGUCUGUGGUUCCUCAUGUCACCUAAAUUCCUAUGAUUACUGCUCCAAUGUAAUGUUGGUUUUGUUUAAUCCUUUCCUACGACUUUAUGUUUCAUCAUGAUAGUGGACAAUGUUAAUAUUUGUUUUCAAAUGUUGAUUGUAUCAUAGUCCAUGCAUAAUAUUGUAGUUCAUAUUUAUCAACCAUUAACAUUACCAGAAUCAUUUUUUUCAUUUUAUUUUAUUGUUUAAAAGCUCUGCUACAGUUUAUGUGUUAGUGGCAUACUGAUAGACUCUGCAUGUAUGUUUCAGUGGCAUACUGAUAGACUCUAUGUUUCAGUGGCAUACUGAUAGACUCUAUGUUUCAGUGGCAUACUGAUAGACUCUAUGCUUAAGUGGCAUACUGAUAGACUCUAUGUUUCAGUGGCAUACUGAUAGACUCUAUGUUUAAGUGGCAUACUGAUAGACUCUAUGUUUAAGUGGCAUACUGAUAGACUCUAUGUUUCAGUGGCAUACUGAUAGACUCUAUGUUUCAGUGGCAUACUGAUAGACUCUAUGUUUCAGUGGCAUACUGAUAGACUUUAAUCAAGCGAUGUUUCAGUGGCAUACUGAUAGACUCUAUGUUUCAGUGGCAUACUGAUAGACUCUAUGCUUAAGUGGCAUACUGAUAGACUCUAUGCUUAAGUGGCAUACUGAUAGACUCUAUGUUUAAGUGGCAUACUGAUAGACUCUAUGUUUAAGUGGCAUACUGAUAGACUCUAUGUUUAAGUGGCAUACUGAUAGACUCUAUGUUUAAGUGGCAUACUGAUAGACUCUAUGUUUAAGUGGCAUACUGAUAGACUCUAUGUUUCAGUGGCAUACUGAUAGACUCUAUGUUUCAGUGGCAUACUGAUAGACUCUAUGUUUAAAUGGCAUACUGAUAGACUCUAUGUUUCAGUGGCAUACUGAUAGACUCUAUGUUUCAGUGGCAUACUGAUAGACUCUAUGUUUAAGUGGCAUACUGAUAGACUCUAUGUUUCAGUGGCAUACUGAUAGACUCUAUGUUUCAGUGGCAUACUGAUAGACUCUAUGUUUAAAUGGCAUACUGAUAGACUCUUAUGUUUAAAUGACAUUCUGAUAGACUCAGUGUUUCAGUGGCAUACUAAUAGACUCUUUGUUUAAGUGAUAAUCUGAUAGACUCUUUGUUUCAGUGGCAUAUGAUUGAUUCCAGAUAUGUUUGACAAGCUACAAAUACUUAAAGGAUAGUUUUAUUUGGUUCUGGUACCAUUUACUUAAAUAUUUGUAUGUUAAGUUUAUGAUGGAUUGAAAUAUGAUAUGUAAAUGAUACUGUUAUAGUUAUUGAUUCAAAUGUUUUAUGCUUUAUUUAUGAUACCACUUGCUCAUAUUCUCCACAUAUCUUUCACACAGUGAAUGUUCAUAGUUAUUUUUGUAAAUAAAUUGUACAUGUUCAUAGAUUAUUUUGAAAUAUUUUGUUAGUGUUUCAAUGUACAUGUUAUAUUCCUUGACCAAUCACCUGUGUAAAUGUAUGUAUCUGGUCACUGUGAUGGUUCAGCCAGUCGUCUUCUUAUGUGUCAGUCAUAAGUGCAGUGGUAGUUUUAAAAAAAGUUUAAGAAUAAAAUCGCAACUAAAUUUCUUGAUGAAAUAGCCAACAAAUGUACAUUAUUUAUUUAUUAGUCACAUGCAGCUCUUCUGUUUCAGCUGAAAAAUGUUGAGUUGUUGUAAAGCCUUGGUGUUGUGGAUUCCUUGCCAGGCCUAACUAUGCAUAUGUGUAGAGCAGGUCCUAUCACUUUUGCUAAAAUACUUAUUAAGUUAUGUCCCCUGAUGAACUAAGAAAACUGGACGAGCAUUAACACGGGCUAACCAGUGCUCAUAUGUAUUACCGUCUCACUGUCAGGGACAGAUGGGUGCUGCCAGGGAGAGCAUUUACACCCGGGGCUACUGUUAUAAUUGUUGAUGAAUUACUUAAAUUAUGCAUAUACUUAUUAUUUACAAUUACACAUUUACUGUUAUUGGAUUUAACCAAUAUGUAUUAUAAAAUCAUAUGACAUUCUACGUUAUUUUAUUAAAAUAAACUAUUCCAGAAUGAG
Mya arenaria is the source of this 8655-nucleotide messenger RNA. RefSeq names its product phospholipase D1-like. The transcript has 21 exons. The record is from RefSeq and is a predicted model, not a curated record. Lineage: Eukaryota; Metazoa; Mollusca; Bivalvia; Myida; Myidae. The coding region runs from base 763 to 5223 and encodes 1486 amino acids. Gene Ontology annotation, molecular function: D-type glycerophospholipase activity; phosphatidylinositol binding. Gene Ontology annotation, biological process: cell motility; phosphatidic acid biosynthetic process; intracellular signal transduction.